This is a messenger RNA of Carassius auratus (goldfish), 2706 nucleotides long. RefSeq names its product 5'-AMP-activated protein kinase catalytic subunit alpha-2-like. Gene Ontology annotation, molecular function: protein serine/threonine kinase activity; ATP binding. Bases 135 to 1841 code for a protein of 568 amino acids. Lineage: Eukaryota; Metazoa; Chordata; Actinopteri; Cypriniformes; Cyprinidae. The record is from RefSeq and is a predicted model, not a curated record. The transcript is spliced from 10 exons. Gene Ontology annotation, cellular component: cytoplasm. Gene Ontology annotation, biological process: regulation of mitotic cell cycle; protein autophosphorylation; negative regulation of apoptotic process.
GUGAGAGCUAGUCUAGAGGAUCAACAGAAAGCGAUUCAACUGACUGAAACGCUUUAGUAUAUAGACAGUUUACAGAGACUAAGUAUAUUUAGACUUACACACAGUGUUUUAGGUUUAUAAAAUAAUCAAACAGAAUGUCAAAGACAUCUGUGUUUUUCACUGAGUGCAGUGAAGUCAAGAGAGAAGGUAUGGAUAGGCAGGAGAUGAUCAGUCUUACCUCAGACAUAAUGUAUGACACUGUUAGCAUCGAAGAGGUGACAACUGACAAAAAACCUGUCGAGACAACAACAAAAGGUUCAGGGAGCGUGAGCUCAGAUAAUCAAGGUGGCAUGAAGGUUUGUCCUACUGAGAGUGUGGAGAACAGCCCAACAGAAAAACCUGCAAAAGGGAGGAAGAUCGGUGCUGUCUUUCGGAGAGUAUGGAAGGCUGUUAAGCGUCCUUUCCAUUGCUGUGAUCAAAACAGUGUGGUGCGUCUUACACCACAGCUGAAGCAAGAUGAUUCAGAGCUAAUGCCUGCCCCAAGUCCCUUCAGAAUCACACCAACAGCUCCCACAGAUGCUCCUGAACCUGAGCUGGUGAAUCUGCCAGGCCAGGUCUGUGAAGAAGUUGAGUUGUGUGUGCCAGGUCCCUCCAGGACUGAGCAAACACUGGACACAGAUCUGUCUGAUCCUGAGUCGUCACCUGUGGCAGAUCCAUCCAGUUCUGAUCUGGGUAAUGAAAAACCUAAAAAACAGAGGAAGAGGAAAGCAGUCCAUGCGUUCUUCAGGAGAUUCCGUAAGGCUGUAAAGCACCUCUUCCCCUGCCGUGACUCAAAGAGAGUCGAGGAUUCUACACCACAGGUGGCUCUGGACGAUUCUGAGAUUAAGUUAGCAGAUGAAACCAUUUCUGUUGAGCCUGAGCCAGGGUGUCAGACCAGGUCUGACCAGGUUUGUGCAGCUCUCCAGCCCUCAUCUGUGCAAGAGGCCGACCAAGAUCCAGCCACUCCAGCGGUGUCAUGUGUGUCAGAUUCAUCGGAUUUGGAGAUCAGUAUGGAUUCUGGAUCUAGAGUGUCUUUCUUCGUAGUGGGAGAGCUUCUAGGGCGUGGAAGUUUUGGCUUGGUGUAUGAGGGAUCCCACAUAUUUAGUGACAGAAUUAAGGUUGCAAUGAAAUACAUCCACAAGCACCAAGCUGAUCGUUAUCUUGACGCUCCUGGUCAUUCCAAACCUGUGCUUGCAGAAGUGGCAAUGUUGCUUCGGUUGGGACAACCUCCCUUAUGCCCCAACGUCAUCAAAUUGCAUGAUUGGAUUGAGAAUAAGAAGAGCUUUGUGCUCAUAAUGGAGUACCCGGAGCCAUGCCAUACCUUGCAUCAACACAUCAUCUAUUCAGACGACACGAAUGAAAAAAAAGCACGCUGGAUAAUCUGUCAGUUAAUCCAAGCGGUGAAACAUUGUAUUGACCGUGGAGUCUUCCAUGGUGAUAUCCACUCGGGGAACAUCCUGGUGACUGACCCCAGUUUAAAGCUCAAACUAAUUGACUUUGGUUGUGCUCAUCCAUUGAGCAGUGAGGGCAAUCUUAGCAGUGAAUAUCGAGGAGCACCAUUCUGCACCCCACCUGAGGUCUUAAUGCAUACCACAUUCCACGCUAACCCAGCAUAUGUCUGGGCAGUAGGUGUUGUGCUCUUUGAAAUCUUGCAUGGAUAUUUGCCCUUUGAAAGCCAAGACGAAAUACUGCGUGGCUACGUUCAAACGAAACUGACUUUAUCCUCAGCAUGCCGUGACCUGAUUUUCCAGUGUUUGAUCCGCAAUCCAUCUAACAGACUGACACUAGAGCAUCUAGAAGAGCACAGGUGGUUUAAUAACUAGACAGUGGACCCCGUGCUUCAACCAGACAAGAGAAGUUAAUCUAACACACAGAAAACGCCUGAAAUAGGGAGAAAGGGGAAAGAAGUCUGUGCUCUCUUUUGGAAACUGUGGAAGGCUCCAAAGCUGUGACCUGAACAGAGUGGUGCGUCUGACACCGCAGCUGGACCAAGAUGAUUCAGAGCUAAUGCCUGCCCCAAGUCCCCACAGAAUCCCACCAAUGGCUGACACAGAUGCUGCUGACCCUGAGUGGGUGCGUCUGCCAGGCCAGGUCUGUGAAGAUGUUGAGUUGUUGUGUGUGCCAGGUCUCUCCAGGACUGAGCAAAUGACAAAUGUAGAUCUGACUGAUCCUAAAUCCCCACCUGUGAUCGAUUCAGACCAAUUCGGAUUUGGGUGAUGAAAGGGUUAAAAAAGGGAAGAAGAGCGAAGCAAUUGACGCAGUCUACACGAUUCUUAUCCAGUGCCAGUCCAAGUUCUAUCUGAGAUGAAGAUCAGAUGCUGUUCUUGUUGAGUCUGAGUCAGGGUUUCUGAUCAGUUCGACACAUCGAUUCAUCAGAUUCAUUCAAAUAUACUUAACAUGUACAUCUAACAUGUUAUAUGCUUUGUUUAAAAAAUAAAUAAAUAAAAACACAAUAUUUUUCACAUAAUUGACCUUUAUUCAACACCACUCUGUCCCUUCUCCUAUUUAAGCGCUGAUGAUUUCCUAGUUUUUGGCUAAAUGCAUAUUAUUAGUAACUGAUUUUAAAUGUGUCUUUUCUUCCCCCGUCUUUCUCCGUUGUUUUUCUGUAAUUCUCGUAUUUUGUUACUCUUUGUGUUUUCCAUGAAGAUGCUGACUUGGCAUUAAAAUAUGUAUUCUGUCAUUAAGAUC